AUGCGCCAGGGCCUCCAAUUCACCAACCAGAGUAUAACAAAAGAAGCUGAACCCAGAAUAGAGAAAAGGGUCCCUGAAAUUACGCAUGCCAGGACCAACGCAUGCUCCGCUUCCAUUUCUUCGCUUUUCACUGUCACCAUAAAACCCAAUUUUACUAAGACACCGAGUCAAGUUGAGGCCGGAUUAGUUCUGAAAACCCUAUACUUACAGAAAGAAGUGAAAUGUGAAGGUGUAAAGAACUUAAAAGGAGAGCGAGGAGAGCAGAAAGAAUGGGGAAGACAGAGCAAAGUAAUUUUGUCAAAUCCUAACUUGUAUCUAUAUUUCGACCUCCCCCACCGAUUGGCGGAGCGAAAAAUCAGAGAAACCCUCCAAUCGCCGCUCUCCUUGUUGAAUCUCACCGUCGGGAUAGUGAAUUCGGGCCCCGACAUCGAGAUUUCGAUGGUUGCCAAGGACACGUUGAAAAUCGACAGGAAGCCCUGGCGGGAGGUCGAGUUAGCCAAAACAACGACAGCAAACGGGUGUUGCAGCAAAGGGAAAUGGGAAAAUUAUGGUGCUUCUCUGUGUGUUGACGUAGGGUCCCACAUGACGGCCGUGAAUAAACUGAAGGCGGCCCAUUCUGAGAGCGACCCGAGGAUUUCGUUGUUGAAGGAUGUGAUGGUUUUGCAGUUUAUGAUGGAGUUGCAGGGGUUGAAGAUGGUGGAGGACGAGGAUACUCCGACUAUUUUGCAUUUUAAUCGGAGGCUAAAAGGAAAUUGA
Molecule: messenger RNA, 756 nt
Organism: Striga asiatica
Lineage: Eukaryota; Viridiplantae; Streptophyta; Magnoliopsida; Lamiales; Orobanchaceae
Source: the annotation of a GenBank genome assembly